Molecule: messenger RNA, 1479 nt
Organism: Wasmannia auropunctata (little fire ant)
Lineage: Eukaryota; Metazoa; Arthropoda; Insecta; Hymenoptera; Formicidae
Product: UPF0547 protein C16orf87-like
Exons: 3
Coding region: 113-583 (156 amino acids)
Source: RefSeq, a predicted model, not a curated record
CUGAGUGCGUGCAUCAAAAAGCCAUAAUUGCUUGUUUCUUUGUUACGAUUGUCAUGUUUACAUUUCCUAAUCGGAAAUAAUCUCUGUCGUUGGAAGCAGUGCGGAUCGAGGUAUGGCCAAGACUAAGACGAUUAGCAAGGGGUGCCCCAAAUGCGAGCAGCAGGUACCCGUUGCCUGCAAAGCUUGUCCCUGCGGACAUUCUUUUUUCAAUGCACGUCGCAACUCUAUCAAGAGUCCACCCAGCCCCGACAGUGGCGUGAUGAAGACAAGAAGAACGAAUCGAAUUAAACGCGAGAAGCCAAAUUAUUAUGACGCUUUGGAAUAUGACAAACAGAUGAAAAAAAGUGCCAAGAUCAGACGGACUACGGACAAUGCAACCGAUAUCGAUUGUCGACAGUUGAAUAAAAAGAAGAAACGAAAGGGAAAGGGAAAAGGCAAAAGUGGCAGUAACAGCGGUAUGGGCGACGAUGACGAUGAGAUGGACGGGAUCAAUGGACUGUCACCAGAGAAGCAGCUCACUUGUUCCCUCAUAUUGCAAGAACUGAACAACAAGAUGAGAGUGGUAGCUUGGAAGCCCACGUGAAAUCUGCAAUAAGUGUAGAUUCAUGUAAAUAUUCCUUUGACGAUCUCAAUGACUUAGUCUGACAUAAUUAUCAUAUGCAUGAUGGUGAAAAGGCGGAUGGAAUGAAGUUACUCAGUGCAAUGCGCUGUCCUCUAUUGGUAUUGAGUAUUGAAGUUACCGAGACUUUACAUCGAUAUUCGUCCCUAUACAGAAAUAACUGCCAUGAAAGUCUCCGACGUAAUUUUUCAUGUAGCAUCCUUAUGGAUUCUUUUUUUCAUUGUGAUUGAGAAUUGUGAUGCUAUCUCAAAGUAUGGAAUGUGUAACUCUAGAUUAUAUACGUUUCUUAUACGUACAAAUAGUACUAUUUGUGUUUCCACCUUUAGCGCUAAAUAUAAUCUGAUUCUCAAAAUUAUUCUUAGAAUUCUUGACAGGUAGAUCACGGAUAAUAUCGGAAAAUUGCAAUCGUAAUCGGACUGCCAUAUAUAGCGCUUACGAAUGCAAAUAUAGACUUUACACACUUUGACAAACAAAAUCUUCCGAGAUUAUUCGUAGCAUUAUAUUCAUAUACAAAUAUCUAUCUUGAAGAUUAAAAAGAAAAGAAAUACGUAAAAAACAUGACUCAACGUGUAAAUAUCUAGGUCUAUUAAAAAGGAUUUAUUGUAUUUAUAUUGUAAAAAAUUUCUAUCGUAGAUAUAGAUUAUUUAUCGUUUUUUUAUAUAUCACAUACCCAUCGUUUUUUAAAUAUAUCGCAUACCCAUUUGAAACAUCAAUUUACUUAUCUAUGUAGUAGUCACCCUUUCAUUUAUAAUCAUUUUUUAUAUAAAUGUUCACAUCAAGAACAUUGAAUUAAUAAGAGAAGAGAUUUUGUAUAUAAUUAUAAUAUGUAAAAUGUAAAUAAUAAAGACAGGAUAAGGAAA